AAAUCGUUAACAAAUCAGAAUGGAAUCUGAAUCAGGAACAAGUAAUACGAAAAUAUCCGAAUCAGGAUAUUCCAAUAGUUGUAGCAAUACUACCUCCCAACAUAGUACUAGUACAAAAUCUAGACAUAGUGGAAGCAAUUCCAGUAGAAGCAGUGGUUAUUGUGGUGCCCCUACAGGCGAAGAAAGCUCUGAAAAUGUGCCGUGCAAACGUUCCAAAGAACAUAAAAAGAAAAAGACUAAAACUCCUCCCGAAAAGUUUUCCGCUCCGGCCGAGAUGACAGUUGUAGAAAAUCCCACCGACGACAGCAUUACUGGUGUAGAAUGUCCGGCUCCCACGACUGAGGCCUCUGAACCAGUUUGCACUGCUGUUGCUGCACUACCUGCCUUUGCAAUAGUAUGGAUGAAAGUUGACACAACAUUACCAAUGUCUAUUGUACGGGGAACUUCAUUUUCUAUUGAAAUAAUUGCCAAAGCUGAUAACCCUUUUUUGCCCAUACGCGAAAAUUUAAGUAUAUACAACUCUGUCUUUGUUUCCUUUUUGUUCUUGAUAGAAACUAGCAGUAACGAGUUAGAAAAUAUACAAGAAUCCACUAUUUGUAUGGAAGAGGAUUCCAUAGUUGAAAAGGCCGAUGAUGAAUGUGAUAAGGAAAACCUCAUUCCUUGCAACAAUAACGAACCGCAGACUUUAAAUCAUUUCAACGAAGGAUUUUGCUGCGUCAUAUCCAUACAUGAUGGCGCGGUGAUUUACACGACACCUAGUUUAACCAACGUGCUGGGAUUUCCCAAGGAUACUUGGACUGGACGAUCGUUUGUCGAUUUUAUCCAUCCUAAAGACAGGGAUACCUUUGCCAGUCAAAUUACCAAUUGUUUAGCUUCACCUUUAAUGGAUGCUGAAGGAAAACUACGAGACUUUAAAAACAACCUCUACGUGUGCCUACGACAAUACAAAGGAUUAAAAUCCCCCGAAUUUGGUAUUGUUAAUAAGCAAGUAUCUUAUCAAGCCUUCCAUUUGACCGUCACCAUCAAAAGGAUAGAAGAAACCCAAGACUUAAAAUUCUGUAACAACAAUCAUGGGAUAUUUCUUGUAGUCAUAGCUGUACCUGUACAUAGUUCCUAUAAAGUACCAGGAGAGAAGAUAGUAUCAGUUAAAUUCGGCAUACGUCAUACCGCAUCAAGUAUAUUCAACCAUGUAGAUUCCGAAGUAGUCAGUCAUUUCGGAUUCUUACCUCAAGACAUGCUAGGAAAGUCAGUUUUUGACUUUUACCAUCCAGAAGAUAUGCCGAUUCUUAAAGAACUUUAUAAAUCAGUGAUGACAACGUGCCAUAAAAAAGGAUCGGUCUUCCGCUGUCAUCCUCAUAGAUUUCUAGUACAAAACGGCUGUUUUGCGAUGAUAGAAACUGAAUGGUCAAGGGUAAUGAAUCCAUGGUCUAAAAAAAUGGAAUUCGUUAUACGCCUACAACGGGUUCUUCAAGGACCACUCAACCCAAAUGUUUUCGAUACUCCUAGCGACGAAGAAUUCAAAAAAAUUCCUGAGGAAAUUAUCAAACAAGGAAAGGAAAUUCAAAUUGAAAUUCUCAAAAUUCUCAGUGAGGAAAUACCUAGACCAACCGAUAUCGCACAACAGGAAGUAACCAAGCGAUACAAAGUUCUGGCAGAUUUUAUGGAAACACUUACGAACAAUGUUAAUCCAUCAAAACUGGAAAUUGAAUUGCCUCAAGACCUCGAUCCAACGAUAUCCGAGAGAGAUUCUGUGAUGUUGGGAGAGAUAUCUCCACACCACGACUACUGUGACAGCAAAUCCUCAUCGGAAACACCGCCGAGCUAUAACCAAUUAAACUACAACGAAAACAUCAAUAGGUUCUUCCAAAGCAACCCUAAAACAACCAUUUCAGAUGAGAGCAACUCCCAAACCAAUACUAUGGAUACGGAUUCUAAGAACAUUACAGAUUGCGUGGGAAAUACUCAAAAAUGUCUUUCUCCAGUUGAAAAUAGUGGCGCAUCUAGAACAGGAAGUGCUGGAAACCUCAGUUCGGGAAGUAACCCCAAUUUGGAAAGUGGUACAACUAGUGGAACAAACACAUCUAAUAAUUCAUAUAAACCCCCACAGUUGACCGAAUCUAUACUAGUCAAACACAACGAGGAUAUGGAAAAAAUUUUAAUCCAAAGGCACCGUGAGGAGAGAUUUCAUAACAAAGAUGCAAAGAAAUGCCAUCAAAAAUUAGAAAAGCAUGCGAAUGAAACGUUAAGAGGAGACGAAAACCAGCAAACGCAUGGUGUUAAACGAAGCGGAUCACAUUCGUGGGAAGGUGACUGUCACAAGAUGACAAAACAUCAUGCAAAUAAUAAUAAUACCCAAGAACACUGUAGACGUAAUCAAAUGCAUCAGUAUACUGCCACACAUCAGUCAACCAAUCAACAAGACCUGCGGCGUACAACUCAGCCACUUCAAACAGAGAUGCAUGAAGUUAAUGCGUGGCCUCCUUUUUCAUUAACCAAUCAAUCCACCAAUGCAGGCUUAAACGGGGCAAUGGCCAUGAAUACAGGGAUUUUCCCUGUAUAUUACCUCCCCGCCUCUGUCCAACAAAGAUCCUACGUUGAACCACUACCUCGAUAUCAAGUGCAAUACUUGCCAGCAAAUGUAUUCUACAACACGAUGUUUCCAACCCCACCAGUUCUCUGUCCAACAGUGCCGGUGUUUUCUAUACCGGUCACCGCUGCUCCCACAGCCAGACCAGCCAAUGCAACUCCGCCAAGGAUUCAUCCAGAAGUUCAACCUGCUACUGACAUGGCUCGAUUCGACAUGAGCUCAAAUACGCAGACGCCAGUCUGUCAUAGGCCUUCCUCUCAAGCGACUUCCGUUAAAGCUGAACCAGGAAGUAGAAUGGGCUCUAUUGCUUCCGCAAGUGUCGCCAAUAAAGCUAUGUCCGAGUGUUCUCGAAAAGACAUGGGACUGCUUUCGGUCUGUUCGCCAGGUACGCCGGUAGUCAGCCCGCCCGAUGGAGAAACGCAAGCGGGACAGUACAAAUCUGAAUCUAAGAUGCAGGAAAUUCCUAAACCUAAACUAGAAUUAGACAUAUUACGACAACACCAAAAAUCAUACCCUAUGAGGAAAAAAGAACCGCCAUGGUUGGAAUCUGUAUCCAUGUCUCCAGAACUAAUUUAUCGAUACCAAGUAUCCGUCAAAGAUCUAGAAGAUAUACUUAAAAAAUCGAUUAAAUGUCCUAAAAAUGUCAAUCAGCCAAUGAUGGUCAACGAUCAACUGCAUCAACUUUAUAUAGAAAUGGAAUUGGAAGGUUUAUCUAAAGCACUAACACUAGAGGAAGGGUUUAUGUCGAGCAGCAGUAGUGGCGAUGACACAUCUGCGAAUGGCGCUGAAGGAACAAAAAAAAGACGUUCUUAUAGUUCACUGAUGAUGAUAUAUGAAGAAAAUGCACCGUUACCACCUCCAGAAGCCAAUUGUUGAGUACUCAAAACAUAGCACAGCUUUACAUCGUUUUAUAAAAUCGACAUAAAAUUUUAUUUAUAACAAUUGUAUUUUUAUACGAGUAUAUUAUAUAAAAGUUCUUAUCUUUUCUACUUAUU
Molecule: messenger RNA, 3582 nt
Organism: Sitophilus oryzae (rice weevil)
Lineage: Eukaryota; Metazoa; Arthropoda; Insecta; Coleoptera; Curculionidae
Product: period circadian protein-like
Biological process (GO): circadian regulation of gene expression; negative regulation of transcription by RNA polymerase II; entrainment of circadian clock by photoperiod
Cellular component (GO): nucleus; cytoplasm
Molecular function (GO): transcription cis-regulatory region binding; transcription corepressor binding
Source: RefSeq, a predicted model, not a curated record